UUUCUGCUCUUCUUUUCUCCCUUGCAGCUCCCGAAACCCCCCCUCUAAGCCGCAAGCACCAGCUUUGAAAAAUUGGUGAGAAAGCUUGGAAUUUCUCCUUUUUUCUUGUCCAAGAACCUGAUUUGGAACCCAGAAAUCUUUCCCCCUUGUUGGAAAUUCCAGAUCUGCCUUGCUCUGCUUGUCUUCACCGCCAGCUGCUAUGUGGGUGGGUGAUUUCUGGGCAUUUUUCAGUAAGAACAGCCCCUAAUUUCCUUUGUUCUUGCUUGAAUUGGCUUGGGUUAACUUUGAUUGCUCUUAUUCCCUUCAAUUUUUGCAAGUCCCGUGAAUUGCUCCUGCAGCUUGCCGCCGGCCUCUUCCCCCCUACAGCUCCGGUUUUUACAACUGGAGAAUUAUGGUUCCCGAUCGUUCUGUCAGUUAGUGCAUGAAUUGAGUGCUCGGUUUUAUGCAAGUGAGGUAAGUAAAUUUAUGGUAAUGCCCGUACUGUUUUAAAAGCAUGUUUUGAUUUGUUUUUGAAGUGGUGGCGGGACUAAACCCGUUUUACACGAGCAUGACUGAUCUGAAGUGAAAUGUUUUGUGCUUUUCAUGAAAUUGAGCAUGCUUGCUUGAAAUUUGAGUGAUUGUCCUGAUGAUCUGAAAGUGAUUGUGAAUCGUGAUUUUCCUGUUAACUUCUGCCCGUUUUGUCUCCGAUGUGGUCAUGUUAUUCGUGACACUGCUAGUGGGGGAGGUUAUAAACGCUAGCACAUGUCGACAUGUUAGUGAAAGAGCCGGUUCAUUCAACCCAGCUAGUGGGGGUUAAACACCAGCAAAUCGUGGCCCUGCUAGUGGGGAUUAUACACUGGCCGUGACCUAUAGAGGAGGCGUCUAUUUCAUGCCCGUACUGUAUCUAUUUUCGUGAUUGUACUUGUUGGCAUGCUUUAAGUUUGAUAAGGGGCACUCCAUAUUUACUUACUGAGUUUAUCUCAUAGUUUUUCCUUGUCCACCAUUUCAGGAUGUGAAAUCGAGGACGGGGAAACCACGGGAAGUGACGAGUUAGAAGGCUAGCCAUAUUGUAAUUGGACAUGAAAUUUUAGAAACAAAUUGUGAUCUUGUAAGCUAGAGUGUAUUUGGAGAUUUAUGAUAUCGGAGAAAUUUUAAAGAUUUGAUCUUCAGAUUUUGGUGGUAUCAGAUUGUGGUGUGAUAAGUUCCGAGCCUUGUGCAUUUGUGGGACCCGUCUCACGAGUGCACGGCGUCUGUCGCGUCUCGAAAUUGGGUUUUGGGGCGUGACAAUACCUUUGUAUGAAUACGUGCGACCACCUCUGUCUGAACUUACUCUGCCAUUUCUUCCCAAACUUGAGUAAGCUCAGACUGCAACUGUUGGACUUGUGUCGUAAGAAUCCUAAUGGUAGAAGAAGAGGCCUCACUCAUGUCAUACCAUCACUAAGGGAUGCCAUGCUUUACUGGAUCUUGUAAUGUAGACAUCCCUUUCAUCUAACCU
Messenger RNA from Rubroshorea leprosula, 1474 nucleotides. The record is from the annotation of a GenBank genome assembly. Lineage: Eukaryota; Viridiplantae; Streptophyta; Magnoliopsida; Malvales; Dipterocarpaceae.